Molecule: messenger RNA, 1418 nt
Organism: Erinaceus europaeus (western European hedgehog)
Lineage: Eukaryota; Metazoa; Chordata; Mammalia; Eulipotyphla; Erinaceidae
Gene: SFTPA1
Product: surfactant protein A1
Exons: 4
Coding region: 329-1075 (248 amino acids)
Cellular component (GO): multivesicular body; rough endoplasmic reticulum
Source: RefSeq, a predicted model, not a curated record
GGGCACAGAAGCUUCAUCUGAAGGUUAGGAGGGGUUUUCUGACUGUCACAUGGCCCCACCACCAACCUCCAACUGAGAGUUUGUUCCAGUCUUCCACCCUGUACCUGCCGAGCUGCCAUAUCACCUAUAAGCUGGAGGGAAGGAGUGUGAGACCAAGCCAGACACCAGUCAAUACUGGGGUUUUUUCAAGGAGGCUUGGGUUUUCCUGGUGCUCUUGUCUGCACAGGACCCCAGCACUCAGACCAAGAGCAGGAAGGAAGACCCUGCACCUGCUUCAGACAGGCUGACCAUCUUUUCUUUCCACAGGAGGAGCAGCUGAGCAGGGGCCAUGUUUCUGGGCUUCGUGUCCCUCACCCUCAUCUUCCUGGCAGCUCCUGGCACCUUGUGCAAUGCAAACAAUACUUGUAUUGGAAUCCCUGGCAUCCCGGGUGCCCCUGGGUCCCAUGGCCUGCCAGGCAGAGAUGGACGAGAUGGUGUCAAAGGAGACCCCGGACCUGCAGGUCCCAUGGGCCCCCCUGGAGGGAUGCCAGGUCUUCCGGGGCGUGAUGGGUUGGUCGGAGCCCCUGGCAGUCCUGGAGAGCAUGGAGAGAAGGGUGAACCUGGUGAGAGGGGCCCUCCAGGGUUCCCAGCUUAUCUAGAUGAGGAGUUACAAGGUGUACUCCACGACUUGAAACAUCAGAUCCUACAGUCCAUGGGUGUCCUCAGUUUUCAGGGGUCCAUGCUGGUGGUGGGAGAGAAGGUCUUCUCCACCAACGGGCAGUCAGUCAAUUUCCAGACCGUUCGAGAGUCAUGUCACAGAGCUGGAGGUCGCGUGGCUACCCCAGAGAGCCCUGAGGAGAACAAGGCCAUUGCCAGCUUUGUGAAGAAAUACAAUACAUACGCCUACCUGGGUCUGGAGGAGGGCUCCACCCUGGGUGACUUUUACAACUUGGAUGGAGCCCCUUUGAAUUAUACCAACUGGUACCCUGGGGAGCCCAGUGGUCAGGGCAAAGAGAAAUGUGUGGAGAUGUACACAGAUGGAAAGUGGAAUGACAAGGGCUGCCUGCAGUACCGGCUGGCCAUCUGUGAGUUUUGAGCAGGUCACAGGAUAGAUAUGAUUUGGCCUUACCUUUCAGCCUCUGCCCUAAGGAUUCCCCCUGACCUUUGAGCUGUUACUUCUUUUCACCAAAUCCACAUUCCAGUGGCUGCUAGAGGUAUUCUUAGCCACUCCACUCCACAGUAGACCUUGACCCCUCCAGUGAUUGCUAAUUCACCUGAUAGCCUUUGGGGCUCAUUCCUAGUGUUAAGCCUAAUCUAGGCAUCUCCCCUAACUCCACUAGCAAUACAGAUUUCCUUCUACCUCUCCUUGUCCAAGUCCUUCACUUAUCAGUGACAAUAGGAAGGUCCUAGCAUGGAAGACUCCCCCCCCACCCCACCCC